Molecule: messenger RNA, 813 nt
Organism: Rhincodon typus (whale shark)
Lineage: Eukaryota; Metazoa; Chordata; Chondrichthyes; Orectolobiformes; Rhincodontidae
Product: probable G-protein coupled receptor 139
Exons: 1
Coding region: 1-813 (270 amino acids)
Biological process (GO): G protein-coupled receptor signaling pathway
Cellular component (GO): membrane
Molecular function (GO): G protein-coupled receptor activity
Source: RefSeq, a predicted model, not a curated record
AUGGCUGUUACUGACCUCCUCGUCAUUAUUACUGCAGUAAUAAUAAACCGUGUCCCUGGUAUAUAUUUUCCAGACAGUUAUCUCUCUAUUACACAUGUGUGCAGUCUCAACAUUGCCUUUAUUCAUGCUUCAAGGGACAGCUCUGUAUGGCUAACAGUUGCUUUCACAUUUGAUCGAUUUCUGGCCAUUUGUGUCCAGAAGCUGAAAAGAAAGUAUUUCACUGACAAAAUCACAGCGGUGAUUAUAGGAAUGGUUUCUACACUGGGAUGCCUGAAAAGUGUUCCGUGGUAUUUUGUUCAUGAACCCAUCUAUAUAAUUAAUAACAUCCCUUGGUAUUGCAAACUGAAAGAUAUCCGCUAUACCUCACUUUGGUGGACAGUGUUUGAUUGGUCUGAUCGUAUUUUAACUCCUUGCCUGUCGUUCUUCUUGAUUUUUUCGCUGAAUGUUCUGACAGUCAAGCAUAUAUUACUAUCCAAUAGGGCCCGCAAAAGACUCCGGGUCCAGGAUGGCACAGAUGGUCGUAGUGACCCAGAGAUGGAGAGUCGGAGAAAGUCCAUUGUGUUACUUUUUGCUAUUUCAGGUAGCUUCAUGCUCUUAUGGAUGACAUAUGUUGCUCAGUUCUUUUAUGACCGCUUUACAAAUAAUUAUAAAGUUAAAGGCUUUAGUGACCCCAAGUUUAUAUUGCGAGAAAUUGCAAACAUGCUUCAGUUGCUGAGUUGCUGCACAAACACGUUUAUUUAUGUGGUGACACAGAGAAACUUUAGGGAACAGUUACAAAAUAUACUGUUGCGUCCCUUGAAAUUAAUUAAAUAA